This is a messenger RNA of Ambispora leptoticha, 711 nucleotides long. The record is from the annotation of a GenBank genome assembly. NCBI's taxonomy places the organism in Eukaryota, Fungi, Glomeromycota, Glomeromycetes, Archaeosporales, Ambisporaceae.
AUGUCUUCCCUAAUAGAAGAAGCUAAACGCAGAGCCGCGUACAGAGCAGUUGACCAACACAUUACCUACCAUGUAAGACUUGUUGGCAUUGGUUCGGGCUCGACAAUAGGGUACGUGGUAGAGCGGUUACUGCAACGUGGGAAAGAGGCGAACGCAAGGAUUGUUUUUAUUCCAACAAGCUUUCAGAGUAGACAGUUAAUUGUUGAUAAUGGGUUGACGUUGGGCGAUGUUGACCAAUAUCCUGAACUUGACGUGACAAUUGACGGCGCAGACGAGGUAGACGAAAAUCUGAAUGCGAUUAAAGGCGGUGGUGGAUGUCAUUUACGUGAGAAAGUUGUUGCAGAAGCAGCAAAAAAAUUUAUUAUUAUCGCUGAUUAUCGAAAAAAUGCAAAGACACUGGGUGAAAAGUGGAAACAAGGGAUUCCAAUCGAAGUGGUUCCAUUUACCUACACGCGCGUCAUUAAAGAAUUAAAAGACCUUGGUUGUGAGAAUCCUACGCUACGUAUGGCAAAUGCAAAAGCUGGACCCGUAAUCACAGAUAAUGGAAAUUUUUUGAUUGACGCUCAUUUUGGACUGGUGAAUUCUCCGGGAGAGCUAUUGCGGAAAAUUAAACUGUUGACUGGUGUGGUGGAAGUUGGGUUGUUCGUUGAUGUAGCGGAUGUUGUGUAUUUUGGGAAUGAAGAUGGGAGUGUCAGUGAGAAGAAAAGGUAA